Molecule: messenger RNA, 7700 nt
Organism: Xyrichtys novacula (pearly razorfish)
Lineage: Eukaryota; Metazoa; Chordata; Actinopteri; Labriformes; Labridae
Source: the annotation of a GenBank genome assembly
GGUUGCUAUCAUGGAGGGACUGUAUACACACAGCCUCGGGUUUAGCAGCUAGAAAAGUGUCAAGUUAGCUGCUUUAUUCCAUUUUAAUCCAUUUAAAGAGGGUUUCUUCGUCUUUCAGGAGAAGUUUCAGCGAUGAGGAGUCGAUUAUUUCCCCUCCAGGGUUCUCUCGGCUCUGAAAAUGGUUGAAUGAGUUCCAGGGGAGUCCUGCUGACAGGUUAGCCGUUAGCUAAGAGCUCUGCCGGGACCUGGACCUGUAUGUCUGCGACAACAACCCCGGAGGAUGCAGUUUCUUCAGGACAACUUCUUCUAUCACUCGUAUCCUAUGAAUAAUAAACUGAUGUUUUCAUAAUGUAAACAUGUAUCGUUGAAGAUGAAGUUAUAUUCAACGUUAAAACUGUGCUACUGUAAAUGUCUGUUUACAACCAGCUUCAAUAUUCAAGAGAACAUAAUCUUUUCUCUGUCAGAGCUAAUAGGUGAUGUAAGUGAAACUAAACACACAUUAUAUCUAUACUCUUUAAUGCUUUUGUAAAUAUCUCCAUAAUAGGGGAGACUGGGGUAAGUUGAGCCACCCCCUGUUGCUUGUAAAUGGUCAAAGAAAUUGAUCAUGUGACCAAAUAUUUAUGAGAUGGGCAUCAAUUCAUGGAGUCUGUGAAGUUUAGAAGCACGAGUGAAGGGUUAGACAUUUAUUUACAAAAAAACAUUUUUCAUUCUUGAAAGUGAAUUUAGUCAUAAGUUUGAUUAGAAUUGUGUUCAGACCAAAAAAGAUCAGUUUAAAUUUGUUUUAUACAUCAAUUGUGGUAUCUAUGAGCUACAACAUGAGCAUAAAAGUCCACCAUUUUAGCUUACAGGACUAAUAAAGUCAUCAUAGUCAUUCAGAGGUAACUGAGAGGUAACCCAGCAGCGGCUUGGUGUCUGUCUAGCAUGAGUCUGGUCCUUCCCAAGGUUUCUGCCUGUUAAAAGGAAGUUUUUCCUCACCACUGUCACUCAUGUUAGAUGAGAUGGGCCAAAUCCCAUUUUAAGGUUGGGUCUUGAUAGUUUAUCAAACAAUAAGCGUGGUCUAGACCUGCUCAUUUUCUUUGGAAAGUGUCUUGGGAUGACGACUGUUGUGAAUUGGUGCUAUAUAAAUAAAAUUUGAUUGAUUGAUUGAAGGGGCAGCUUGCUCUGCUCUUCUGGUCAACUUACCCCAUACCAGGCUAAGUUGACUAAAGGAGACCACUUUUUUUUGUCAUGCUAUAUUAUCAAGAUUACAGUUCUGUUUACACUCACUCUGUUGGUUUGCAGGGAUGAACAACAUCUUGAAGAUACACUAGUUAAAGACAAAACUAUGAUUGACUUGAUGUAGUGAUCCGACAUAUGAAAAAUGGCUCAUCUUACCCCACUCUCCCCUAUAUCUACACUCCCUAAUGUUUUUAUAAAUAUCUCCAUAAUAUCUAAAUAUUGCCUGAACUUUCAUGACUCCUUUCCUUAGCUGCUCUCUUCCAGAGAUUCAAGGUUGGGAGCCGGCGGAGGCCUCGAAAAAGAGAGACAACUCCUGGUCGAAGAGCAAAAACUAAGCAGAGCUCGAGCUCGCAAGUUCUCCGUGGAAACAAACCGACGCAGGAAGUUAGUUUUGUUGUCAAUACACAGCUUUUUAAGAUUUUAUUUAAAGGUUUUUAAUCACAGCAGGUUUUCUGAGAGCCGGUUCUUUGUGACUUUAAAUAACCGUCUUCCUAGAGGUAGAUUUCGCUUUGCUGAUGUACAGCGGCUCUCGGCUGGACGGCUUAUGCUUCUAUCCACGGCUUAACACCUUUCAGGCACGGAUGGUUUUGACAGGAUUUUGUUGUCUAGACCUGGAAAUAGAUCUACUGGCUCCGAGAGUAUCUGUAGGCCUGCUCAAGAGCCAAAUCCCUCACAGUAAAGUUAUUAACAACCUUCUAAAAUUGUGUCUCUUGGUUAUCAAUCCUGAACUUGUUUGACCCUGCUGUUGUCACUGUCAGCUCUCUCUGGUUGCUGUAAUUUAUUAAUGACUGUGUUGAAAACGUAUAUCAAGGAUGAGACUCGGGUUUCUUCAUCCAAAACGUUCAUCCUCUGCUCUUCGUUCGGCUCAGGGCUCUAGAGGAAAGGCAGAAGCAGUGGGACAAGCAGGAACAGCGUCUGCGGGAGAACGUUCUGCAGCAACGCAGGCAGCGAGUUCAGGAUGCAACUGAGAGAUUCCAAAGAGCCCAUCUACCUCCUUCACAGAGACGCAGACAAUGUGAGGGAAUAAUCUCACAUAAACCUCUCUUAACGGAGGAAUAGUGUUGUGCAAUAUUUCAGUUUUUUCUUUGUUGUGUUUCAGCGAUCAGAAGAAAUGUCCCAAAUAUCGAUGAUGCGCUUAAUCAUAUUCAAGGAAACUUGCAGCAGUCGUCUUUCUUGUCUAGCAGCUCCAGUAUUUACAGGUAAAAAAGUUAGAGUUGAGAAAUUCUGAUUGAAAUAUUUUAAAUGUAGAUAAAAUUUCACUGUUUUCUCCUUCAGAAGCUGCACUCCCUCUCCAAAGCCUCCCACAGUUUCCAGACACGCGCACAAAGCGCUCUCCGCCGUGGAGGCUUACACUAAAUUACUGGAGGAGCAGAACAUGACCUGCUCCAACGAUGGUCAACAAACCGAGAAGACUCCAGAGAAGCAGCAGGAUCCAAGUCCACAAGUAUGAGAUGUUAUUUUUUAUCAUUUAUUAGUUAAAAUCCUUAAAAACAUACUUAGAUAAUAUUCUUAUAUAAUGACUUGCACACUCAGGUGUUAGUUUAAACCUGCGCAGCUCAUCCUUUUAACCACUGGGGGGCAGUAUAAACAGGACUUAAACCCACCAGUGUAUUUACACAACCAGUCAAACACACACGCCGCCUCUCCGGGUCUUUAAACACUAAUUUUCACUCACUCUGUCGUAGAUUUAUGUCUCUAAAUAGAAAAUAUAAUUCAUUUUUCAUCUUUCUCUUGCCUUUAUUUUCCAGGACGGCCGCCUGUCUGAUUGUUGUUACUCUGAAAGUAUUUCCAGCAAAGACAGUUUGGAGAAUGAAGACCCCAACCACAGCACAGACAACCUUCAGUCUUCUUAUUCCUCAUUCGUGCUCGACUCGGAGAAGUCGAAUCAAGAGAAGGAUUCGUUCAAGCAAAAGGAUUCGUUUCCGACAUCAGACCUGACUCCUUUUUUUUCAAUGAUGCUUCUCGGAGAUAACACGCCCCAAACAAGAAAACUAUCUGAACCUAGACCUGGAAAACAAGAGGAGGACUCUGAUAACAACAUGCUCGCCUCUAAAGCAUCCUGGGGAUUUACAUCAACUCCAAAGACUGAGAGCCGGCCUGCUCUAUUAAACCCCGACCUAUUAGCGCUGAGUGAAAUUAUGAGUGCAGACAGAGAGCGUUUCAGAAUUAACUUCCCACAAAACAGUCCCAAUGAAAACAUCAUUACUAUCAGUAAAACUCCUCCUGAUGACACUGCACUGAGGUCUUUAUGUCCCCAACAAGAGGCUCUAAAGAACCCAGCAGCCACAGAAACGCUGUUACCUGCCAAAAACAACGUUUUAUUGGAGGAUCCGACACAGCCAAAUAUUUCUCUACACUACAGCAGAACAGAGAGAGAUCUCCUGCAAACACACAAAGAAAACCCCGCUCUGUCAUCCAAGAUUGAAGCGAGCGCUUCCAUUAACAACCUUAAUAAAGUCUCAAACUUGGAGCCUAAAACAGAGAAGUCUAUCAACACGGCGCUGCUGCUGCUGCCGCCUACAGGCUUGUCGAAUAUUCAAUCAGACACACUGAAGUGCCUUAAGUGUUCUGAAGAGGGAGCCACAGAUCCGCCUGCUCCAGCGGGGACGUCUCCUUCAGUCAGACUCAUUAAAGGGAUCCUUAAAAAGCCGUCUAGAUGUAUGUCAGGGGACACCACCUGUACGUACGGCUCAGGACAUUUGAUAUUUGCACAACAAGUCGCUCAAGCCAUCAGAGAUAGUGUUGAAUUGGCUCGAGCGAAAUCGAACUAUGCAGAGAGAAACGGCGGCGUGAAGAAGAAACUGAGAUGGUUUGAUGAGGUGAAUGAGGGAAAAGAGGAGAAGAAGGCAGACCUGUUCAAACAGACGAAUACAAAGUCUCCUAAUGGUCCUGAGUCCAAAAACCCCUCAGAGGACCACCAGCUGAGUCCGGCUUCAGUCUCAGGGGCUUCUAGACUUGGACCAAGCGUGACCCCUUCAGCUUUGACUAGUUAUCACUUUACAAAGCAAGCGUGGACAGAUGUUGGGGUUCAAGUCAGCUUGCCACACAAACGAGCAGAUGAGGUCAAGGCGCCUCGGAGCAGCACCAGGACCGGUGGCCCCAAAGUCCCUCGGCGAGAACGCUGCGCUAGAACCGUCACGGGUCCUGUUUCCUCCAGAGCCAGAAAGGGCACCGUCAUACGACCUCAAUCUGCCACCGGGGUGUGUCAGAUUGCCAAAACCCAAGGGAAGAUGAUGAUACCCCGCCCACCUCCGAGGAUGCAGUCACCGGAGAGAGAGGAGAAGCCGCCGUACAUCACAAAGUCUCCAUACUAUGGCGUGGAUCAUGGAAGUGUCAACAGUAAACAAACUUUGGCGGUGGAGCAGGCGCUUUACAGAGACACCUCUGAAGGCUUCUCCUCCUCGCCGUACACUCAUCAUGUGAUACAAACAGAUAGUACUGUUAUGUACACACCACUGCAGCCCUCGUAUACAAGCCCCGUGUCUGAAGUCAACGCCAAGGGCGCUCCCGGCUCAGGUCAUCAGGACACUCAGGGCUGCAGCAGAAGAAGAGGGACGGUCUACAAUGAAAAAGGCCUCUGUUUAGACUGCACCCCCACUGAUGAUGAGAUUUCCCAGCUCUGGUACGGCGUCCGCAGCGCCUUAGCCUCCAAGGAUGGUAAUGUAUAUCCUGUCUGACAUGAUUUAGACUUUGUCUGUGUGCAGACGUUUUAUUACGCUUCUCUUAAGAAUCAUUUUUUAACAAUUAUCAGUUAGUGUGCCCUUCCUAUUAGGCUUUAUCCUGUCUUUAACAAUCUUAUAAAUCUCUCUUUUUAAGUUACUAUCCUUGUUUAACCUCCUAAGACCCGAACUCUUGCAAGGCAUGCAUUUUUAUUUUCUCUUUGAUAUUUAGGCUAAUUGGGACCUGAUGAGUGUAAAAACUAAGAAUGAUCUUUUUACAUGAUGUAGCUUCUGAGAAAAAUGAUGUCCACAUAUGAGGACAUUCGUUUUAAAGUUUGAGAGAACGCCCUUAUGAACAAAAUUUAAUAUUGUGGUCUUGACAACCAAAAAUGUGAUGUCCACACAUGUGGACGCCAGGUCUUAGGAGGUUAAUCACAAAAUAUAAAUGUAUUAGACAAGCUGCAGUACAUUUAAGAGUAUCUGUUAGGAUCCUCUUUAAAUAUUAUUGAGUUUCGCUGCUUUAUGACUGUGUUUUUACGGCAUAUCUGAACAAAUCAGAUAUUCUUGACAUAUUUUGCGAGACAAAGAAACAGCCUAAACAAAACACUCCAAUGGUAUCACACCUUGAAACCAAUCUGCCGACCUUGGAGUGGAUGUGUUCGUCUCAGACAGUGUUAUCAGUUCUGUAAUGUGGUUACGUUUCGCGUCGUUUUAAUCAUUCUCGUCCAUGUAUCUCCUUCCAGCCAAAAACAUGCUCAGCAGGCCGGUCCCUGAGAGCGAGAAAGGUGCGAGGAAACCCUGUGCGGAGCCGAGCAGACAGCCUCCCGUCUCAGGGAACAGAAAGUUUCCUCAGCCCUCUCAGGUACACGCAUGCAGUUGCCCUGUGGGAAGUGGGGGAGUGAGAAUAACUGCCUCAGAUCAGUAGAUGGGUGUGUGUUUGGACUUGUCGAAUCAGUUCUGCAGUCUCUUUCAUGCUGUCCUCGCUCAGUGUUGGUAAAACCGACUACACACCACAGUUUAUGCUCCUCCAGACAAGACUUUCCAGCUGGACCUGAGUCGUCAGUGUUUUACAUGAAAAGCGUUGCAGCAUAAUGAUUUUGUUUUUAACUCGUUCUACCUGUUAUUAUUCUUUAUGCCUCUUACCUUCCAUUUUUGUGGUGCACUCGAGGGUAGACCGGUGUUACGUAAGGUUUAACUAACACCAUCGUUUUGUUUUUGUUUUAUGUAGCCGGCGAAACAGACGGCAGGACCCACCAGAUCCCGUACCAGUACUCACAACGUUGCCUUUCCAGGUAAAGGUACUGUGCAGAGUUACAACAAAGUCCGACCUCAAUCAGGUUCAACAUUUCAUCAGACUCCCCUCUGGCAUUAAAUGUAAAACUAAGGAGGACCAAAAGUUUUUAUAGAAACGAAGCGAGCUGAAACAGGAUGUAUACUCUUUAAAAAAUUAUAAUUUAAGCCGACAACAGGACAGGCGCCAUAAAUCUGAGCUCAUGUUUUAGGAAUCAAAGGAGUAAAGUGAAAGCAGGUGAGAGUGGAUUUAUGUGUUAUCUCAGGUUUGGAUGCUGAAGGCCGCCUUGAAGAUAGAAGUACUGUGGCUGCCAUGGAAACGGUCCAAACACUGAGACCUGGAACCGUGCAGCAGCGGAGUCAGCAGGGGCUCACCAACAUCUCCCUGGAGGAGCAGAGACUCCUCCUGUCUCUGGACAGACUCAACCAUCAGCUGUACUGUGAGGACUUUUGUUUUUGUCCUGACAUGAUUGAUUAUUCUGAUCCGUUCAGACCGAUCAAUGACUAAUACUUCUGCCUGUAACUGUUCCAGGUGUACGGGAUCAUGGAGGGCCCACUAUUGGCAUGCAAGGCCUUGUACUUAUCGGUGCACCCUCUGUAAGUAUCGCUCUCAUGGGGAAUCUGAUUGGCUCCAUAAAUACGGUGACUUUCUAACUCGUAUGAUUGACUUUCUUCUCUUUUAGACGAAGGAAGUGAGAGUAACAAACCAUCACAGGCGCCGCUCAUCCUCAGCUAACAACCGCUCUCGGCACCAAAAGAAAUCCUGACUUGAAGUCCCUUCUUCCCUCUCCUGCUUCAGUCCCUAUAAACAAGCACUUUAACGCCCCUUUAUAAAGGGUUUAAUCUUCUUUGCAACUGUAUUAUUUAGCCUGCAGAGUAACUUAAAGUGGACGACAGAUACCGCAAAACAUAUAAGCAACAUUUAACCCGGUGUUUUAAGUCAGUGCAUUGAAUUUAGUUUUUUAUGUUUGCUUUGUGAACAGAUAACGACGACAGAGUAUUAGGGUCAUAUUAAGAAAAAAAAGAAUAAGACUUUGAGAUUAAAGUUUUUAAUUUACGAGAAUAAAGUCAUUACUAAUGAGAAUAAAGUUAUAAUAAAAUCAUUAUGAUGAUAAUGUGGUGCUGAUGUGCCAAAAGAUGAAGUAUCUCUUUAUUUGAGAAACUUAUAUUGAAGAACAUUUUCACGAAAGGCUCCAUGGCUCUCAUUUCAACAGCUGUCAUCUUAAACCACAGGCUAGAAUAUAAGGACUUUAUUUUGACUUUAUUCUUGUAAGUCAUGAUUUUAUUCUUGUAAAUGAACGACCUCAGUCUCAAAGUCUAAAUUUUUUUUUCUUAAUGUUGUCCUAAUACUCCGUCAAAGAUAAUAGUGUACGGUCAGGAAAAAAAAAACAUAGUUUUCCUUUUUUUUCACUUUGGCAAUAAACUUUAAAGUGCCUGUAAAAAUUACACUUUAGUUUGUUUUUCAUUUCACAAAUGAAGAAAUGCUCUCUCUGUACAUGACAAGAUCAGAAUAAAUGAAAAAUACAUGAUAAA